Paraphaeosphaeria sporulosa is the source of this 1211-nucleotide messenger RNA. RefSeq lists its product as uncharacterized. The transcript is spliced from 2 exons. Lineage: Eukaryota; Fungi; Ascomycota; Dothideomycetes; Pleosporales; Didymosphaeriaceae. The record is from RefSeq and is a predicted model, not a curated record. Bases 203 to 1003 code for a protein of 266 amino acids.
GCGCAGCACAUAACAACGCCGCCGUUUGCCUACACCACAUCACAUCGCCAGCCGCGCAUCCUUCACCCCCGAACCGUCUCAUUUUGUUUUAAUAUCUGGCCUCUGCCGCGCGGCACAGCACCUUCCUCCCUACUCGGACGACCACUUCAAAGUCUCUACCAGAGCCACCUACUUCCGGACACCCGCCCGCAAACCACGCACCAUGCUUUCAAAUACCUUUCUCUCGGCGCUAGCCGGCGCCCUCUUCCUCUCCACAGCCACGGCCCUGCCAUCAAGAACCCACUGCCGCUGCACCAUCACCCUCGCCGACGCCUCCCCCUCACCCCCCUCCACCUACCACGACUCCCUCGAAAACCCAGACACCCUCGUCGCGUCCACGUCCACGCCGCCAGACCUCUGCGUCGCGCUCGGCCCGUCCCUGGAGAACCUGCGCACAGCCAACCCCGCGCUGUACGACUCCUACAUCAGCAAAACCGACGCCCAGCAGCUCGCCGCCGCGACGACGGCGCAGAAGCCCCUCAGCACGACCAUCCUACUCCGGCUCGCCGCACAGCAGGGCUUCCAGAACCUGGGCGUGGUUCUGCCCGGCGCGCCGGCGCGGGACGGCGGCGAGCGCAUCGAGUGUCGCGCGGAGACGGGCGGCGAGGAAGCGUGGUCCGCGUACCAAGUGAGCUGGGUGACGCUGGUGGUGCUGCAGGUGGUUGUCGUGCUGGUCGUCGUAGCGUGCGUGGCCGAGGGCGUCAUGUUUGGCAUGCGGUGGAUGGCCGCACGCACACCCACAGCCCUCAUCACACUCCCGCUGCCCAUCCCAGGACGCCCCGCGCGCCUCCGCCUCAGCGGCGAAGAGCGCAGGCUCCUCGCCAUCCCCGUGCUGGACCAGUUCGACAUGCGCAGCCCGGGCGUCGAAAAGAAGCUGCGCGUGUAUGCAUCGCCGGGCUGGAAAGCGCAGCGGUAUGCGUACAUCGAGGACGAGGACGACGAGUUCAACAGACCUGUCAUGUGACGCAACAUGUCAUGUUCAUCAUGCAUUCAAUCAUUUGAUCGCCGCGUUGUAGCACUUCUUGUAUUAACGUUAUGGUGUAGUAUGGUACAUCUGAGACGAAGGCGUCUUGCAGCCUCGCUCUCGUUGAGUGCAGUCUCCCUCCGACUGCCGUGCUCCGAAAAGGAAAGCGCGGGGCGGAUAGCAUAGUAAUUACAUGACCCACAUUCCG